AUGGGGGCCGAAGCACGAGUUUCCCGAAGCUUAAUCAACAGAAUCUACGCUCCAUUGGCUAAUGAAAUUCAUUUUGCAACGCCCUUAUCGUCAUUGCGAACAAAUGAACUUGAACUCGUGCGAGGUGUUUUACGAAUGCUGCAAGGGUUUUCCAGUACCCUAUUCUGUUGGGAUAGCAGUGGAUACAUUUUUCGUGCGAAGAACGGAGUAUACGUGAGUCAUUUGUCACAGAAAAGUCUCCACUCCCUUCUGAAUCAAUUCAUCCAUGCAGCGACGUGUCUCCAAUUGGUAGAGAUUACAGUCAAUAAAAUUGAAACUGCUGUCGCAAAACCUCCUCCAACUUUGAAGGCCUUUGCGUGCUCUGCUUCGGCGUGGCUUAAGCGGUUACGGAAUAUUGCCUUGAAGGAGGAAAUGUCCACGAGCAAUGCAGAUGGCAUGACCACUGCAACCUUGUUAGGAUUGUCAAAUUCUUUAUCAAGUCUUUGCUCAGGUGCUGAGUUGCUAUUGCGAGUAGUCCAUGAGGCCAUCCCUGCAGUGUAUUUUGAGUUUGGUGCAUCUGUACCAGCUGCAGAACUGGCUGUUCACGUGCUUGACUAUCUUCAUAAGAAGCUUGAUGAAAUGUGUCUUGUACAAGGUGGUGAGGAGGAAGCUUAUCAGAUGGUGCUUUAUAUGUAUGUUGGAAGCCUAUUGCCAUAUAUUGAGGGUCUUGAUUCUUGGCUUUUUGAAGGAAAUCUUGAUGAUCCUUCCGAUGAGAUGUUCUUUUUUGCUAAUAAAGAAGUCUCAGUUGAUGAGGCUGAGUUCUGGGAGAAGAGUUAUUUAUUAAGAAUGCUACAGCGUAAUAAGUUAGAUGCUGAGUUCUCUUCCGCAAAUUAUGUCGGUGAUCCUGUGCCAGCCUCAAAUGACAAGGAAAUUGGCAGGAGGGAUUCCAUCUCUUUGUCUAGUACAAUUAAAGGAAAAGAGAAGGGCAUUAGAGACCGUUCAGCUUGUCCAUUUUUUAUCAAGGAUUUAGCUAAGUCAAUAAUUUCCGCUGGAAAAUCUUUGCAGCUGAUGCGCCAUGUCCCUAAUUCCUUAGCAGUAUGUAGCAAAGGAAGUAAUUGUGAGAUUGGAAACACCAACCAUUUAAAUUAUGGUUUGUAUCCUUCUCAGAGAAUGGCUGGGCUAGCACUGUCGGAAGUUUUUUCCAUAUCCCUAGCUGGACUUAUUGGUCACGGUGACCAUGUUUGUAAGUACUUUUGGCAAGAUGACUGGUACGAAUCUGUAUCUGUUUCUUCCUUUGAAUCUUAUGUAAAGAAGGAAAAAACAGAGAAUGACAAUAAUGAAAAUUUAAUUGCACCGCCAUACUCUGAGAAGAUCUGGUAUAAAUUCUUGAUUGAUACAUUAUUUAAGAAAGGAUCAGCUGAUUUGAAGCUAAAAUAUGAAGACAUAAAUAAUUACACUAGAGACCUGAGAGUGACUAGAGUUGUUGAAGACGAACUGCUUCCCUUGAGAUCAUGCAUAGAGAAUCCAGUUAUUACUGUAUGUCAAACAACGCUUGGAAAGAAUGGGGAUGCCUUGAAAACAUUAAAUUUAUCUCAAAAAUUCUGCUUGCCUUCUUUGAACGAUGGGGGUUUAAGAAAGGCUAUAUUUGGUGGUGAAAGUGCAGCAUUUUCUGAUAGUGAAGGAACAAACUAUACUUUUGGUUUUCAGUUUGGUGAAUCUGAAUACCUUUGCUCACUGGAUGAGAGAAAGCUGUUAGAAAUGUUGUUUCCUUUUCCCACCGUUUUGCCUUUGUUUCAGGAUGAUCUUCCUGUGUCAGAGCUCUUGCCUUUCCAGAGAAACAGCACUCUUCCUUCAAGAGUUCUUCGCUGGAUGCAGAAUGUUCAUCUUAGAACUACUCCACUUCCUCUGGUUAUUAUGCAGUACUGUCUGACCGUCUACAUUCAGAAACAGGUGGAUUAUAUUGGAGUGAAUAUGUUGUUAAAGUUGAUGAACGAAUGGAGGUUGAUGGAUGAGCUUGCAGUGUUGCGUGCUAUAUACUUGCUAGGUUCAGGUGAUUUGCUACAACACUUUUUGACUGUGAUUUUCAAUAAAUUGGAUAAGGGUGAAACAUGGGAUGAUGAUUUUGAAUUAAACACAAUAUUACAGGAAUCAAUCAGAAACUCUGCUGAUUGUAUGCUGUUAAGUGCUCCAGAUUCGUUGGUAGUUUCAAUAACCAAAAAUCUUGUUGACAGUGAUGAGGAUGCUAGCACAACUGGUGUUGUUUUGAGUACCCCUCGUAAAAGUCAUGUCAAUAGCUUUGGAAUUAAUGGCCUUGAUAUGCUUAAAUUCACGUAUAAGGUCCCUUGGCCUCUUGAACUCAUUGCAAAUACAGAGGCAAUUAAGAAGUACAACCAGGUGAUGCGGUUCUUGUUGAAGGUCAAGCGUGCAAAAUUUGUAUUAGAUAAAGUGCGGAGAUGGAUGUGGAAGGGCAGGGGAUCUGCAACAAACAACAGAAAGCAUCAUUGGUUACUGGAGCAGAAACUCCUCCAUUUUGUGGAUGCUUUUCACCAAUAUGUGAUGGAUCGGGUAUACCACAGUGCAUGGCGUGAACUUUGUGAAGGUAUGACUGCUGCCAAAUCUCUGGAUGAAGUCAUUGAAGUUCAUGAGGCUUACAUGUUAUCAAUUCAGCGGCAGUGCUUUGUGGUUCCUGAUAAGCUGGGAGCGCUGAUUGCCAGCCGCAUUAACAGCAUCCUUGGCUUAGCUUUAGACUUUUAUACCAUACAGCAGACAUUAAGUAGCGGUGGAGCUGUUUCUGCAAUCAAGGCCAGGUGUGAGAUGGAAGUGGACCGGAUUGAGAAACAGUUUGAUGAUUGCAUUGCUUUCUUACUUCGGGUCUUAUCUUUCAAACUAAAUGUGGGGCACUUCCCUCAUUUGGCUGAUUUGGUCACCAGAAUUAACUACAACUAUUUCUACAUGUCUGCUAAUGGAAAUUUGAUGACUGCUUCCAGCUCUGGAAGUGUUACUUCAAGAAUUGGAAAGGUCUCUGGAUAGAAUUGCUUGAUCUAAGGCGGCUUGUCAUGACAUCUAUCCAAAUAUGAGAAUAGUUCUGCUCCUGCUUUUAUGUUGUACAGUAUGUUGAGAGAGUGUAUCCUCCAUUUGCUUGGUCUUUGAGCUCAGUGAAGGGUUUUUUUUUUUUCCCCUUAUAGGGCUGUUGUUACACGUGUUGCCUUUAAUUGUCAAGGGCCGCUUGUGUUGAAGGUUGCAUGAGUGCAUUGCGAGAUAUAAGUUGUACCGCGUAUUCUGUGUCAGCUACGUGGGAUCAACUCCUGCUAUUUCUUGUCUGACUGUGAAUGCCUGUGCUGGAGUUUUUUGUAUGUACUGCACAGUAUUAUCUGUAUGUAGUUGGGUUUCAUAAAUUAAUUUAAAGAUGUAAAUGUGCUGGCGUCAGAGCCCAAGUUUUGGAAAUAUGAUGACUUCAGUUUUUUCUCUAGUUAAGGAUGCUUUGAUUUGUUGUUUUCACAGCCAGCUAUGAAUGUUUUAGUGC
Messenger RNA from Gastrolobium bilobum, 3502 nucleotides. RefSeq lists its product as uncharacterized. Gene Ontology annotation, molecular function: gamma-tubulin binding; microtubule minus-end binding. Gene Ontology annotation, biological process: cytoplasmic microtubule organization; microtubule nucleation; mitotic cell cycle. The coding region runs from base 1 to 3009 and encodes 1002 amino acids. The transcript has 16 exons. Lineage: Eukaryota; Viridiplantae; Streptophyta; Magnoliopsida; Fabales; Fabaceae. The record is from RefSeq and is a predicted model, not a curated record. Gene Ontology annotation, cellular component: spindle pole; equatorial microtubule organizing center; centrosome.